UUAAAGUGGCUGCUCCAAAAAAUCACAUGCGCUCGUCGAUUGGUUCGAUCACGUGCAUAUCUUCUUUCAACGAGAGCAACAAGCACCAACAAUACUUCUAUCUUUGUCUUACUCACAGCUGCUUUUUAAGUAUGGCAGCCAAGUGUCUUGAAUUUUCGUCUAGAUGAAUCCUAACAAAGCACGCACGCCUUUCCCUUUGCAGACCGAGAGUGAAGUGAAGCUCUAGCUUCUCUGAGUCUUACAAAUUAUCACGAAAUUCGGCUAUAAAAGUUCCUCGUGAGUCAAAUUUUAUUUAGUAAAAAUGUCGGAUCUUGAAGAAAAUGUUUCGAACAUGUCGAUCGAGGAGACGGGUAAGAAGAAACUCACGCACAAGGAAAAAAAAAAAUUGAAAAAACAGCAAGAGUAUGAAAAGACUAUUGAAAUGCUAACCAAAAAGGGCACUGGGGAAAAUAGUGAACUUGAGUCGAAUUUCACAGUAUCUCAAAGUGAAACUCAAACUCGCGGUGGUACACAGCAGUUAGAAAACGCGGUUGAUAUCAAAGUUGAGAACUUUAGUAUAGCUGCGAAAGGCAAAGAACUUUUUACUAAUGCCAAUUUAUUGAUUGCACAAAACAGGCGAUAUGGCCUAGUUGGUCCUAAUGGGCAUGGAAAAACUACACUUCUGCGCCAUAUUGCAAAGAAAGCUUUUAAUAUACCACCGACUAUUGAUAUUCUUUACUGUGAACAAGAAGUUGUAGCUGAUAAUACACCAGCCGUUGAAGUGGUCUUAAAAGCUGAUGUCAAAUGUAAUGCAUUGAAAGAAGAAUGUAAAAAGUUAGAAGAAAAAGCUGAGAAUGGUGACACUACAGUUCAAGAUAAGUUACAGGAGGUUUAUGAGGAAUUGAAAGCUAUUGGUGCUGAUUCUGCAGAACCACGUGCUAGAAGAAUCCUUGCUGGCUUAGGAUUUAGCAAAGAAAUGCAAGACAGAGCUACCAAAAACUUUUCUGGUGGUUGGCGUAUGCGUGUUUCUCUAGCAAGAGCAUUGUUCUUAGAGCCUACUUUAUUGUUGUUAGAUGAACCUACGAAUCAUUUAGAUUUGAAUGCUGUUAUUUGGUUAGAUAAUUAUUUGCAAGGAUGGAAGAAAACAUUGCUAGUUGUAUCUCACGACCAAAGUUUCUUAGAUAAUGUUUGUACAGAUAUCAUACAUUUAGAUCAACAAAAAUUAUUUUAUUACAAGGGAAAUUACAGUAUGUUUAAGAAAAUGUACACUCAGAAGUGUAAAGAAAUGUUGAAGGCUUACGAGCAGCAGGAAAAGCGUCUGAAAAGUAUGAAGGCUCAUGGUCAAAGUAAAAAAGUGGCUGAAAAAAAACAGAAAGAAGCCCUCACUCGCAAACAAGAAAAGAACAAGACUAAGAUACAGAAACAUCAAGAAGAUGAUAAUGGACCAACAGAACUAUUACAAAGACCAAGAGAAUAUAUUGUCAAGUUUAGUUUUCCAGAUCCUCCACCACUCCAACCGCCAAUUCUUGGUCUAAAAGAUGUAUCAUUCAAUUAUGAAGGUCAGAAACCUCUUUUCAUUGAUGUCAACUUUGGCAUAGAUUUAGACUCCCGAGUAGCCAUUGUUGGUCCCAAUGGUGUUGGAAAAUCAACAUUUUUGAAGUUACUAGUUGGUGAUCUUACCCCCACUCAAGGAGAACUUAUUAGAAAUCACAGACUGAGGAUAGGUCGAUAUGAUCAGCAUUCUGGUGAACAUCUCACAGCCGAAGAAAGUCCGACUGAAUAUUUGAUGCGUCUUUUUGAUCUUCAAUAUGAAAAAGCAAGAAAGCAGCUAGGAACUUUUGGCUUAAGUUCUCAUGCUCACACCAUCAAAAUGAAAGACCUUUCCGGUGGUCAAAAAGCCAGAGUUGCCUUGGCUGAGCUAUGUCUUAAUGCUCCGGAUGUUCUCAUUUUGGAUGAACCUACAAAUAAUUUAGAUAUCGAAUCCAUUGAUGCUUUAGCUGAGGCCAUUACCAGAUACAAGGGGGGUGUUGUAAUAGUGUCUCACGAUGAGCGACUCAUUAGAGAAACUGAGUGUACAUUGUACGAAAUAGAUGGACAAACGAUUGAGGAAGUCGAUGGCGACUUUGAUGACUACAGAAAAGAUUUGCUUGAAAGUUUGGGAGAAAUCGUUAAUAACCCAAGUAUCGUUGCCAAUGCUGCUAUCCUACAAUGAUCAACGAACAUAAUUAAGUUUCCAAUUACAGUCGAUUUUUUUUAACAAUUGUGAAUUGAAUACCGAUUGAGUCUUAGCAUUUAUUGAUUUUGUAUUUUAUAAAAUUUUAAAUUAUUAUGCAAUUAGAGACCUUUUAACUGAACUGGUUUAAUUGAUAACAUCGACUUUAUAUUGGUAAAAAUUGUAAAUAAAAGAUUUGAAAUGU
Messenger RNA from Phymastichus coffea, 2396 nucleotides. RefSeq names its product ATP-binding cassette sub-family F member 1. The record is from RefSeq and is a predicted model, not a curated record. Gene Ontology annotation, molecular function: ATP hydrolysis activity; ATP binding. The transcript has 5 exons. The coding region runs from base 302 to 2191 and encodes 629 amino acids. NCBI's taxonomy places the organism in Eukaryota, Metazoa, Arthropoda, Insecta, Hymenoptera, Eulophidae.